This is a messenger RNA of Zophobas morio, 1049 nucleotides long. RefSeq names its product SPRY domain-containing protein 7-like. The record is from RefSeq and is a predicted model, not a curated record. NCBI's taxonomy places the organism in Eukaryota, Metazoa, Arthropoda, Insecta, Coleoptera, Tenebrionidae. The transcript is spliced from 5 exons. Gene Ontology annotation, molecular function: protein binding. The coding region runs from base 109 to 744 and encodes 211 amino acids.
AAGAUAACGAUUCUUCGUUUUUGUUGCUAAUUUAUAUUUUUAUUAUUUGAUUUAAUUAGCUGUCAUUCCGGCAUCUGUCAGACGCCGCAAACGUCAAAGUUUGAGGUUAUGCAAAUAACUAUGUCAACCGUUUCCGUGUUUUGUUGUUUGCGGGGCUGUUUAGAUGGUUUUAAGUUCAACCCGAGCGUGCCGCAUCUCCCUAGGGAGAACCCCAUUCAGCUGGACACCGCGUUUAUGGGCUACGAGGUGGUCAUAGUGAAAGGGGGCCAGCGGGUGUGCGGAGCAGGAGCAGCCCUCGGUAACGCCCCCCUCGUCCAAUCCAAGUCCUACUUCGAAGUGAAAGUGCAGCAAGGGGGCUCCUGGUCGAUAGGCUUGUCGACGCGACAGACUGACUUAAGUUUAACCAAAGGAGGUAUGGAUGAGUUCUCGUGGUGUCUCUGCAGCGACCACAUCAUCCGCCACAACAAGCAAGAACUUUACAAAAUAAACAUCUCGAACGGGUCUUCUGGGGAGAUCGCGGGUAUCCAAGAGGGCGAUGUGAUAGGUGUGUCGUUCGACCACAUCCAGCUCAAAUUUUACGUAAACGGAACCGAGAUUGAUUACGGAGUGACCAACGUCAAGGGGACUGUGUAUCCGGCGCUCUACGUCGACGAUGGUGCCAUCUUAGAUAUAAUCCUAGACAAUUUUAACUAUUCCCCGCCGUCGGGUUUCGAGAAAAUCAUGCUGGAGCAGUCGCUGCUUUAAAUCGUGGUCUCAAUCACAUCACAGUAUUUUUUAUACUAUUUAUAUUUUUUUAAUUAUUUAUUUUAACGUUAAGAGGUAUAUGAACAAACAGUAAUUUAAGUGUGUAUAAAUGUAUAAACUAAGAUUGGAUGUAUAUACUAUUCCAGAGAAAUCUCCAUCCAGCAGUUAUAGUACUUGGAAUUUAUCGUAAUUAGGUUGUAAAAACGGCUCAUGCGCUUUCUCUUUGUUCGUACAAAUAACUAUACAAUAAUUUAAACACUUUUAACAUAUCAUGUAUGAUUCAAUAAAGAUUCCACCACUAAGCA